Molecule: messenger RNA, 3928 nt
Organism: Hylaeus volcanicus
Lineage: Eukaryota; Metazoa; Arthropoda; Insecta; Hymenoptera; Colletidae
Product: SAFB-like transcription modulator
Exons: 15
Coding region: 224-2875 (883 amino acids)
Biological process (GO): regulation of mRNA processing; regulation of transcription by RNA polymerase II
Cellular component (GO): nucleus
Molecular function (GO): sequence-specific DNA binding; RNA binding
Source: RefSeq, a predicted model, not a curated record
CCGGUCAUUUCCGUUGAAUGGCGACGGCGAUGAAUAGUUUGUUUCAAAGUGCGUUGUAGUGUGUUUGACUUCGUUAUUUUGGGAGGUUCUCCAACUUUCCUUUCUCCGUAUCGCGAUCCUUGGAUCUUCUUGAGUAUAUGCACGAGGAGUAAUUCGGAAUAUCGUGCGUGCGGGAGUGGUAAAAUUCGAAGCAUAAGCGUGCCUUGUGUCGGACACUUUUUGCAUGAGAAUAAUGGCCGAUGUCGAAAGAAAAAAGCUGACCGAACUCCGAGUUAUAGAUCUAAAAACAGAACUUGAGCGGCGCGGGCUCGAUAAGACUGGCAAUAAAGCAGCACUACUCGACCGGCUCUCCAAAUCCAUAGCUGACGAAGGGGAGAAUCCAGAUGAAUAUCUGAUUAUACCAUGUGGCGGAGUAUGCAAGAUCAGUCCAAGAAAGAACAGCGUAACUGGUGCAUCGAAUCAAGAUGAGUCACCUGAAACAUUGGAGAGUCAAAAAGAGGAAACUACAGAGGGGCCAGAUAAUAAUGAAUCAAAAGUAAAAGUAGAGAAGCCUAUUGUAGAAAAGGAGACAAUGGCCAUUAAAACAGAGGAACUCCAAAGUGAAGUUCAGAAUAACACUAGUAAAGAAACAGACUGUAAACAGGAACCUAAGGUUCAUUUGACUAAACUUGCGUCCGAAUCCACACAGGCGGUCAAAGCAGAGCCUGAGGCUGCAGUUGCUGCAAGUCAAACCUCAAGUAAUUCAGCUUCAACUCUUGAAGCUAAUGGCAUCGAUAACGAAGAUUCGAUUAAUCUAACUAUCGGAGAAGAUGAAGAAAAUCUCCUUGCCGAGGAGACAGAGUCUCACGAUAGACACAAGGAUGGAGGAGAGAAGAAGAAAUUGGAAGAGAACAAGAAGGGAGAGUCUAAAGGGAGCAGUAGAGCAGAAGCCGGUGCCAACAGCAAGGAAGGGACGACGUCAGGUGCAAACGUCGGGACGAAGAACAAGCAGGACGGUGGAGACGGAAGCAAGAGUGUGGAGUCUAGUAACAAGAGUCAGAAAAGAGACGAUAAAGACAAGAAGACCUCCCAAGUCAGCCCCGUUAAUGCAAGUAGCAGAAACUUAUGGGUAUCUGGAUUGUCUUCGGGUACUCGUGCGACCGACUUGAAACAAAUAUUCUCAAAGUACGGAAAAGUGAUAGGUGCCAAAGUAGUUACAAACGCAAGAACACCUGGUGCAAGAUGCUACGGAUACGUUACCAUGUCUACUAGCGAGGAUGCAGCGAAAUGUAUACAGCAUUUACAUAGAACGGAACUUCACGGACGUGUAAUAUUCGUAGAAAAGGCGAAAGGUGACACUCAGCAGAGUCAUAUGCGCAAACGAGACACUACGAAUGGAAAGUCCGAGAAGAAAGAAGAGAAAGACAAAGCUAAGGAUAAUCACGACCUAAACGAUCGGAAGGAAAAGGAACAGAAAAAGGAAAUCGAAGAUAAAGGAUCGGAAACAAUGAAAAAAUUGGACGAGAAGAGCGAGGGCCCCGAGAACAAGAAAGCAGAGGUGAUGGAGAAGAAAGACGAGGCUGCCAAGGAAUCCGAUACUCGGUCAACCAAAUCUACCAGCAAAAAGCCAGAGGGCGAGAAAGGAAAGCGCGACGAGAAGAGAAUCCGUUCCUGGGAUCACCACCGAUCGCAUACACGAUCCCGUAGCCGCGAACGUCGGAGACGCGACGACGUACUCACAUUCGCCAAGAUCAGGGAAGAACGAGAGAGGCAAAGAUUACGCGAAAGAGAGAGAAUGCUUCGCGAGGAGGAACGGAGGAGGCGUGAAGAUAUGGAGCGACAGAGGGAAAUAGAACGCAGACAAAGGGAAGAAGCUGCACGUUUAGAAAGGGAGCGGGAGAAGUUACGGAGAGAGAGGGAAAGAAUUGAACAGGAGAAGGCAGAGUUACUUCGACUUGAACGGGAACGUCAGAAGCUCGAAAGGGAAAAGCUAGAGCGCGAAAGAUUAGAGCUGAAAAGACAACAGAUGCGACUCGAGGAGAGCAGACGUGCACCACCACCGCCGUCUAUAAAACGAUCUUCCAGUGACAGAAGGGAUCCAAGAGACUUGUACGUGGAACCGGACAGAAAACGCAUGACCACGGAGCACAGUCGAAGACACACUCCAGAGCGAGUGAGCGAUCGACGUGGCGAAAUUUUGGACCGUGUCUCUGACAGACGAUUGGACGCAUCACCGCCCACUCGCUACGAAUCUAGCAGAUCAGCUCAAGAUAUAGGAAUAAAGAAAGAAUUUAAACGCAGUAGUGAAUUCACCUCGCGAAGUAGUCGGCCGGAAAGUUUUACCGAGGUAUCACGUGGAAGGGAAGUGAUAGUUCGACGAGAACCUCUCAGCGCCGCGGCAUCGUCCAUUGAUCCUCGACAAGUGAAGGAAAGCAGGUAUGAACGGCCAAGCACAACCACUUACACUCGCGAACGCGAAGUUCGACGUUCCGAACCAGAAACGCAUAGAAGUUCCAGGGAUAGUCACACACGCUAUGGCGAAAGCUUCAAACCUACAAGUUCUAGUACGCCACGGGACAGUCGCUACGUGGAGAGCAACAGAACAACUAGUAGCUGGCAUUCUGGACCACCGUCUGCGAAAUCAUUUAAUUCCGUACCGAGUAGUGGAACCCGAGACCCUCGAAACGAGCCGUCCAGCUGGAGUUCCAGGUCCUCGGAGAAUGUAAACAGAUGGAGUAAUUCAAGCAGUAUGGGAAAUACGUUGCGACAUCCAGUGCCACCAACGUACCAAAGCGGCCCCAUUCAGUCCAUGGGUUUAACGGCACCCGGAACAACGCCGUCGUACGAUCGUUUUGAUCCGUACAAAUCAUCCAUGGCAAGCAUGAGGAAAUAUUGAUCUUGUCGUUCCAAUACAGGCUACUGUAACGAGUGACGAGUUCGAUAAAUACGUUCUAAGACGUGUGCGUAUGCACAAACACACAUACACACACCGAAUUACUAUCCACAUUCUUGAUAAAUGAAAUUUAACUAUCCACAGCAGUUUAUAUCGUAGGCGCAGUCUUAGUUGUAUAAUUUACACACAACGGUUGAAAAACUUCUUUGAUCUUGCGAGAAGCGAACAAUUUUUUUACCGACGAACGAGAGUUCUAUACUUAAGACGUCUAGAAAUCUCCUGUUUCCUUCUUAUUCGUUGCAUUUCGAAUCCACAUUUCGAAUCCAUUUUUAUUCGCGGCGAAUAGAUUUUUAAUCGUCGCGUGUAUCACAGGCGAUGCGAGUACACUUCGAAAACGUUACAUUUUCCGAACUGUACGAGCAAAUCGAAACGGUGGUAUUUCGUCCUGUUGAUUUUUAUUUUACGCGCACAGUUUGAAAGUGGUACUAAAGACUUUUUAAACGUCCACCGUAAAGCGUGUUUAACGGGCACGUAUUUAUUGAUUUUUCCAAUGCGCACUAGCUAGGAAAAUACAUCCAACGCGUACAACGCACGGUACACACAAUACCCUGUAUUGUUGAACUGUAAUAGAUGUUUGUACAGUUGUUAAUAGAUACGAUCAUGUGUGGUUAGAAAUCCUAAAGAGGAACAUUCGACGCGGAACGAAUAUCGCUUCGUUACGUUCGUUUAGGUGUAACGAAUUAGAUUUAUACGAAGCGUUCUGUUCAAUCGUUACCGCAACUUAUUCCGAACGAUAAUAACGCGCAUUCGUUUACAUCGAUGGACAUAUUCUUGUAGGACAUUAAGGUAUCGCAUAGAGUCACUCGCAGUUGUAUCGUAUACCUUUAACCGAUUCUUCAUAGAAACACGUGCAUAUUCUGCAAGAAUAUGACUAAAUUUGUAUAUUGAAUCCCAUAAGAAUUGUAUAUCUAACGAGGAUGAAGUCUACGUUCAUGCGUGAAGCACACGUACCACGUUUCAGUGUAGCGACGAUUAUUACGACAUAAAUAAAUUUAU